UUCUGUACGUUUAAUGCAGCCCGUAUCUCCGCCUCCCGCGGCCCGUCUCGACACUUCCAUCACCGCCCAUCGAAAUCCUUCUACCGCCCCGCUCCGUCAUCCAUGGCUCGUCUGCUCGCGGCGCGAGCCCUUGCGCUGGCCCGCCCCUCGGGGACGCCAUCCGCCCUACGCUUCUGCCCCUCCCGUGCGCUGUCGGACGAGGUGGAGUUCGUCGAGAUCGACCUAUCCGAGGAGUCCCCUGCCUCUUCAUCCGGAGGGGAAGGCGAGGGCGACUCAGCCACGGUUCAGGCGCAGAUGGGGUCGCGGCGCCUGGAGGACGCCAUCUAUGGGGUGCUCGUGCGCCGGGCGGCGCCCGAAUGGCUCCCCUUCGUGCCCGGGGCAUCCUACUGGGUCCCGCCGUUGCCGCGGCCGCUCGGGGUGGCGAGUCUCCUCGGCGCGGCUGUGUACACCGCGAGGGGCGCCACGGCGAUGACGGAGGAGGAGGCGUUCAGCUUCACUACCGUACGGGGGUGUCCAUCCGCGGCGUACUUUGUGGGAGGUUUGAGCGGGUUCGCAAACCAAGCCGUGUGCAUGUACUCUGGUCUGGGUUGGGUAGCUCUGCACAGGUGGUCAGAGUUUUUGGUCUCCUUAGGCUCCAAAGUGUCCAGGGCCAGAAAUGGAAAAUUUCUGCGUCCAGUGAAGAAAUCAAGGGAAGAUGCUACUCAAACUGACGAUGAUGAUGAAAGCUAAUUCUAUGCUGCUUCACCUGGGGCUCCUACCGAAGAGGGCUGCUCGGGGCUGUGAAGCUCCUCUGAUGAUUGUAGAUGUAGACAGCUAGGGAGCCCCACAAGGAUCUUCGGCUGGCGUGCUCACAGCUGGUAAAAUGAUGCUGGUUCAAUCGUAUGUAUUUGGCAGAACCCGAUGCGCUAGCACCUGGACAUGGUGCGCGUAACCGUGGCGCAUAAUGUAAUAGUGUUUGUACCAGAUUUUUCCUUCUGAAUAAAAUUCUGAAUAAAAGCAUGUGCACAUGACAGCUCUCCAGUUUAGCUGGGGGCCUUGAGUUUCCAAA
Messenger RNA from Zea mays, 1048 nucleotides. RefSeq lists its product as uncharacterized. Lineage: Eukaryota; Viridiplantae; Streptophyta; Magnoliopsida; Poales; Poaceae. Bases 103 to 729 code for a protein of 208 amino acids. The transcript is spliced from 5 exons. The record is from RefSeq and is a predicted model, not a curated record.